Molecule: messenger RNA, 4706 nt
Organism: Alexandromys fortis (reed vole)
Lineage: Eukaryota; Metazoa; Chordata; Mammalia; Rodentia; Cricetidae
Gene: Vash1
Product: vasohibin 1
Exons: 7
Coding region: 9-1124 (371 amino acids)
Biological process (GO): regulation of angiogenesis
Cellular component (GO): cytoplasm
Source: RefSeq, a predicted model, not a curated record
AUUUAGGGAUGCCAGGGGGAAAGAAGGUGGUCCCGAGUGGCAGCAGCGGUGCCUCCCCGAAUGCAGCCGCCGCCAGCGCUGCUGCUGCUGCCGCCUCCCACUCUGGCAUUAAACGUUUGGAGACCAACGAAGGGGCCUCAGCACAGAGAGACGAGGAACCAGAGGAGGAAGGGGAAGAGGACCUACGAGAUGGAGGUGUCCCUUUCUUCGUCAACCGAGGUGGACUGCCAGUGGACGAAGCCACCUGGGAAAGGAUGUGGAAGCAUGUGGCCAAGAUCCACCCGGAUGGAGAGAAGGUGGCCCUGCGGAUCCGUGGGGCCACGGACCUUCCCAAGAUUCCCAUACCAAGUGUGCCUACUUUCCAGCCGACGACGCCCAUCCCCGAGCGCCUGGAAGCCGUGCAGCGCUACAUCAGGGAGCUGCAGUACAAUCACACGGGGACACAGUUCUUUGAAAUUAAGAAGAGCAGACCUCUGACAGGGCUGAUGGACCUGGCCAAGGAAAUGACCAAAGAGGCUCUGCCAAUCAAAUGCCUGGAAGCUGUGAUCCUGGGAAUUUACCUCACCAACAGCAUGCCCACCCUGGAACGUUUCCCCAUCAGCUUCAAGACCUAUUUCUCAGGGAACUACUUCCGCCACAUUGUGCUGGGGGUGAACUUUGGGGGCCGCUAUGGAGCCCUGGGCAUGAGCCGAAGGGAGGACCUGAUGUAUAAACCUCCAGCCUUCCGCACACUCAGUGAGCUUGUGCUGGACUAUGAGGCGGCCUAUGGCCGCUGCUGGCAUGUGCUGAAGAAGGUAAAGCUGGGCCAGUGCGUAUCCCACGACCCCCACAGCGUGGAACAGAUUGAAUGGAAGCACUCGGUGCUGGACGUGGAGCGGCUGGGUCGGGAAGAUUUCCGCAAGGAGCUGGAGCGGCAUGCCCGAGACAUGCGUCUCAAGAUUGGCAAGGGGACAGGCCCUCCCUCUCCCACCAAGGACCGGAAGAAGGAUGUUUCUUCUCCACAGAGAGCCCAGUCCAGCCCGCACCGCAGGAACAGCCGCAGUGAGAGACGGCCGUCAGGGGAGAAGAAGCCUGCAGAGCCCAAAGCCAUGCCAGACCUCAAUGGGUACCAGAUCCGGGUGUGAGGCUGCUGCCAGCACCCCCAGGCCUCCUCUGCUUCUGGAGGCCCUGACCUACCUGCAGGAAAGAAUCUACUUCCUUCGGGCAGGGGCUGGUGAUUGGGUGGGCUAGGGGGUGGGAGGCAGGAAGGAUGCCUUGCAGAUCAGCCCCAGGUGACUUCCCCUCUCACGGAGCCAAGCCCCUAACCUUGGGCCCAAGAAGCAGUUAGUAUUUCAUUUGGAGUUUUAACCCUACAACUGAAGUUUAAGGUAUUUGGAGGGAAAGGCACGUGGAUAUGCUGGUAGCUGGCAAGGCUUGCUCUCUCUGCGCACUCUGUGGCUUGGGGAGGAGGGCUUGCUGGCUCUGUAGUGCUCCAAUCAGCAGUGAUGAGGUUGGCGAGCCUCGCCAGUCUGUGGGGUGAGGGUAGGGUGGGGUCGGGAUGGAGAAUCAUGACCCAGGGAAAGGGAAGCAGGGUAGGGGUCCCCCUGAGAAAGGUCCAUGUAGUCCUCAAAUCAGGAACGUGGCAGAGGACACAUCUGUUUAAGGUGGAAGCCUAUGAUCCAGGAGAGCCCUCGGGUCAGCGUGACUCUUUAGACAGCACUGUGCCCCUCCCAACACAUACACAGGCACACACACACACACACACACACACACACACACACACUGUCACCAUAGCCAGUGUAUGAUUAAGCUCUAGGCAGACAAGGAGAGGACUGUUCAGGGAAGAGUUCCUGGCCCCUAGCACACUAGACUGGUUCAGUCUAGACUCUUGCUGCAGCCUGGGGACUCCUUGCAGAAGGGCUGGACUUUGUAGAGCGCCCAGAACUGCACUGAGGAUACCAUGACCUUGAGAAACUGGCUGGGGCUGGGGUAGGUGAGUGGGGGCCUCUAGUUGUGUGAGUGGGCUCUUCUCUCCCAUUCUAAUCGUCUCAGCCCUUGCUGGGGAAACAAGACUAGACCAGGAUGCCUAAACCCAAGGCCCACCUUCCCUUCCUUAGCUGCCCAUUUAGGCUUGGGGUGAUCCCGGAUAGGAAAGUGAGGAGUGGAGCGCAGCUGUCAGGGCUGGGGGAGGAGAGACAGCUCCGGAGUUGGGAGUGUAAGUGAGACAGUGGGGGGCAGUGCAGGAUGGGGCCCUGUGGGGACUGCGUUCCCUGCAGCACAGACAGUGCUUGUCAGGUUGCUGGAGGCUUUAAGUGACGGGAUAGCAGGAUGAGGUGACCGUGAAUGGGCUUUCCUGAGAAGCAGAGUCAGCCAGAGCAGCUGCCACGUGGCUGCAGAGGGUAGAGGGCUUGGUUAAGAGCAACCGAACUCAAAUGCCUGCAGGACCAGCAGAUGAGGAAGAGUUCUGGGUGGGACUGUGUCCAGGAAAGAGCACACCCUGUUAAAGUGGGCUGCUAUGUUCUGCUGUUCCCACAGGGCAGACCCUAUGUGGUAGUUUUUUUUUGGGGGGGGGGGUGUGUGCUUUGGUUUGUUUGUUUGUUUUUUUAAGGCCAGGGCUCUGAAUUAGAACAUGAAUGGUAAUUUUUUAAAAAUUAACAAUCCGUUCAAGAAAUGAUCGCUAUAGGUGAGAAUAACCGGCCUCUCGGGUAGAGAGCUUGGACUGGUUGUGGGGAGACUCCUGGGUGCUGUGCGUGGAAAAGUGGCGGUUUUAAGUUUCCCAGAGGCAGAAAGGGCCUGCUUCCUAUGUCAUCCCCCUUACCCCACCCUACAGAGACCAUGCGUGUGGUUGCUGGCUCACAGAGGGGGUACAAUGGGAUAGAACGGUGAAGCUUGUGCCUGCCAGGAAAUGGAUGGUGGCUGGAAGUAGGAGGGGGAGGGAGGAGAGGAGGAAGAGGGAGAGAGGGAAGGGGAGGAGGGAUGCCUUUGCUGCUGACCUGUAUCACACAGAGGCUAGCUGCCCAUCACACCAGCAACUCCUAGACCCAGAGACAAGCCCGUGGAACCCAGCACAAGGAGCCAUGGGGGGGGGGUGGCUGCUUUGUCCCUUGCCUCCCCUGGUUCCUCCUGGGGUCAGAGGGUCCCUGGGAAGUGCAUAGCCUUCCCCUAGGCUAUACCCCUGGCCAGGCCCAUGGCUGGAGCCCCAAAGGGGCAUAAGACUAUUGGAUCUGCUUCAGAGUUCAGGAAAUAGGGCAGUGGUCCCCAUGUUCCCGUGCCUACUUCAAGGCUGGACAAGAUCUUUUUUGGAUCUGAACAUGGCUGCUUAUCCGUAGCCCUGUAUGUCUCUGGGAACGUCAAGAUGUGACAGAAUAUGAGAGAAAGAGCUGUAAGGGGAUCUGGAGUCAGGUAUGUGGCCCGGGAAAGAAGGGAGCAGGUGGGUGGGGCACUGACUUGUUCUGGGUGUGGGGGAACAGCUGAUGGCCAGUAUGACCCCCCCCCAUGCUGUUCCCCUCUCCUGAGCUAAGGACCUCCGGCCUGUAGAGACUGUCAUGGGCCACCAUGGUGCUUUUUACUUUUUACUCUUUAGUCGUAUGUAGCAAGUCAUCCUCCCCUCGGAGGCCGUUUACACAGGCUGUGCUUUCUGGGGGCUGGCCUGGCUGGAUGGCUUCUGGCAGAGGCAGGGGCAGGGACUUUGGGGCCUUAGUCACCACCCAUGGCAUCACUUCAUCUCACUUCCUGUGAGGGACAGGGAUCUGGCAGGUGUGACCCCAGGCUCCUGGCUCACACCUGCCUUAGCUUCUCGACCCGUCCUUGGGGACUGCUGGCUGAGGAGGGUCAAGGUGAGGGCAGAGGUGUUGUUCAGAACCCUGGGAAGCCGUCUUCAGAGAACCUUCCUCUCUACCCAGCUACCUGCCAGUCCUUUCCCUCCAAAACCUCACAUUCCCAUGCUCUCCUGUUUCCUCAUACCAGCCACCCAUCCUUAGUGGGCAUGGCCAAGUGGGCAGAGCGGCAGGCCCCUGGCCCCAGACUCGAUGAUGAAGCCUAGAGACUGGGUACUGAGGAGCAGACUCAGAAAACAACCAUGGCUGAUGUCUAGUCCUUUCUGUCGUAUCGCGCCCCAUCCCCUUCCAGCUGGGAUGACUUCCGGCUCAAGGGAAUAGGUCUGAUGAUAGCUGUGCAGUGAGUGCCCUGAGGACUGUGUGCGUGUACACCUGGCUAUCCUGCCUGGAAUGAAUUCUGGCUUACCGCAUGCCUGCCCCACCCUGACAUGCUGCCAGUGGUGUUAAGAGUACAAGGAUGUGCAGGUGAGAACCAAGAAGCCAGAGGUGUAAAAGGCCAGGCUAUUCUAGGAGGAGUAGGUGGGAGCUAAGGGUUAACCCUGCCAGAUACCACAGCCUCUCCCCAGCAUCUUGGGGCAGGUGGGGCUGCCACAGGGUUAGCUGCAAGUCCCCUGCUAGGACCCUCUCACUCCGUCCAGCUCAGUGCUUUGGGGUCCCAAGCCUCCUUGUUAAGUCUAAAGAGAAGUCUGGAUAUAGUCGAGCCCUGGGCCCAUGAUGAUGGACAUCCACCCGCUGUGCUUUGUCUGACUGCUGUGUUGUCCUCGAUGUCGUUAUCCGUCUUUGUAUCAGUAUUACCCCUGCCUUUCACCGUGCACUCUGUCUCAUUCCUUUCUUACUUUCUUCCCCGAAAUGAAUAAAGUCUCCCCAGCUCCUCUUGUAUGGGCUGGCAGA